Messenger RNA from Labrus bergylta (ballan wrasse), 6416 nucleotides. It is a transcript of the gene mtmr14, whose product is annotated as myotubularin related protein 14. Gene Ontology annotation, molecular function: phosphatidylinositol-3-phosphate phosphatase activity. NCBI's taxonomy places the organism in Eukaryota, Metazoa, Chordata, Actinopteri, Labriformes, Labridae. Gene Ontology annotation, biological process: dephosphorylation. The record is from RefSeq and is a predicted model, not a curated record.
GAGGCGUCAUGAUGGCCGGGUCUCCCUCCAUGGCCGGCGGCUUCACGGCCACCGGACCGUCGGUCAGAAAGAGCGAGGAAAUAAUGGAUUUGAUAGAUUUGUUUUCGAAGAUGCAGUACAGAGCGAAGGAGUUCAUUCCACGGGUGGAGGCGAUAGAGAAGCGUUGUCUGGAGUUAUUUGCAAGAGACUACAAGUACAGCAUCAUCCACAACGCCAACGGAGAAGUGUGUGGCCAUUAUCCCCGGCAGAUAGUUUUUCUGGAGUACGAAUGCACGGAGGCCGAGAGAGACAGGUUUGAGAGCACAGUGCAGAUCACUAAGCUGCAGGAUCUGGUGAACAGGAGUAAGCUGGCUCGCUGCAGAGGGAGGUUCGUCUGUCCCGUCAUCCUCUACAAUGGCAAGCACAUUUGCCGAUCGUCCACUCUGGCUGGAUGGGGAGAGCUGUAUGGACGCACAGGAUACAACUACAUCUUCUCAGGGGGCACUGAUGACACGUGGACGGAGUCUGAGGAGGUUCCAGAGGAUGACAGUGCUGCCAGGAACGGGGACUCCCAGCUCUUCGACAAGGUCCGGGGUCACGACAUUAAGCUGCUACGUUACCUCUCGGUUCGCUACAUCUGUGACCUGAUGGUGGAGAACAAGAAGGUUAAGUUUGGCCUAAAUGUGACGUCCUCUGAGAAGGCGGACAAGGCCCAACGUUACGCCGACUUCACCUUGCUCUCUGUGCCUUAUCCAGGGUGUGAGUUUUUUAAAGACUACAAAGACAGAGACUACACAGCAGAGGGUCUGGUGUUCAACUGGAAUCAGGACUAUGUGGAUGCUCCUUUGACAAUCCCUUUGCGCUUUACUCAGAACUUGAACAUUGACUGGACUCGAUACCAGUCGUGGGACCUGGUGGAACAGACCCAGAACUAUUUGAAGCUGCUGCUCCACAUCAUCAACAGUGAUGAUGAGAGCGGCCUCCUGGUGCACUGCAUAUCAGGCUGGGAUCGGACGCCUCUUUUUGUGUCCCUCCUCAGGCUCUCUCUUUGGGCAGACGGAGCCGUGCACGCCAGCCUGGAGCCAGCGGAGAUCCUGUAUCUAACCAUCGCUUACGACUGGUUCCUCUUCGGUCACAUGCUGCCAGAUCGACUCUCCAAAGGGGAGGAGAUUUUCUUUUUUUGCUUCAAUUUUUUGAAGCACAUUGUCUCAGAGAAGUUCUCUGCUGUAAAGAAACAGAGAAGGAAGAACUCCCACAUCAAAGAAAGUGAUUUCACUGUGGAAGACCUCUGCCAGUUAAAGACGAGGGAUCGUGGCAGUGUGACCAGUCUGAGCAGCGAGUUUUCCCUCAUCACCGAGGAGGCGGGCGGCGCCUCCAGCCUCACCAACGACACUGUGGACCUGUUCUCCAGCCAACCCCAGGCCAGCUGGAGAAAAGGCCCCGCCUCCUCUCCUCAGAUGGUUGUUUGGAAUAAACAGAACCCUUUGGAAGAGCACCUCUCUCAUCCGCUCAGCGAGGCCAGGUCUUCCAGCUCCUCGUCCUCCAACCAAUCAGAACACGGCGUCGCUCGCACUGGCAGCAGCCCAUUGGCUGUCCCCGGGAGAAGGUUAGCAGCAGACUACGCUCGGUCAGGGUCCUCCCUCUCUACAGAGUACGGGAGUUGGCAGAUAGUUUCUGGUUGUGGCAGCAUCCACGACCACGCUCAUUUCCCUCCACCUCUGGCCUCGGCCUCCUCCACGUCGUCCGCUGUCGCUGCCGCCUACGACUCCCCCCUGCCCUUCAGUUUUCAGGAUGAAGGACCCAGUGGACGAAUGUGUCCCUUCCCCUCUGAGCGUCAGGCCCGUCUGGAGGCCGUGCGGGAAGUCUUCCUGGCAGCCUACAGCUCCACCGUGGGCCUCAAGUCCUCCGCCCCCAGCCCCUCCGGCGCCAUCACCGGCCUGCUGGAGCAGUUCGCCCGCGGGGUGGGCCUCCGGGGCACCAACGCCAUCGUCUGAGACCGCCCGACGUGACUUCAGACCUUCCUCCUGCUUCCAUCCUUCCAUCCAUCAACAUGUCUAGACUCAGUACAAUGAAGUGCCAAACAUCUCUGUUCACGUCAGGGCGGUGAAGCAUUACUUUAUUUUUUCUUGAAAUUCCCUUGAUUUUGUUUUGAAAUCAUACAUGCCCCGGAUUAAUGUUUUUUUUUUUUUUUUUGUGCUUCAGCAGCUUUUUCUCUGGACUUUUAAUCUUCGAUAAUGUCGGGGGAGGGGUAACGGUUUCAGCCACGGUAUCAAAAAGGGAUCGUUAAAUGUAAAAAAGGCUGAGAGCUUGAGAUUUGUUCCUCUCACAAGGCAGAACAUAAAGAAGUCCUCCGUUCUUCCUUCAGCUUUUUGUUCAUUUUUUAAAAAAAAUUGUAGAAGAUUUCUUGCAGCGACCGUCCCAUGUACAGGAAGUGAUAGUUUAUUAUUAUUUUUUCUCUCUCUUUUUUUUUUUUUGUGCUGCUAUUCUUUAUCGACCCCAGCAGAGGGAAGCGCUUUUGUUCGUAUAGAUUCUGUUCACUCAGUCAAGCAGUGACAUGAAUCCGUCAUUCAUAAUAUCAAGUUUGAUCUAUUUGAGUCAGUGCCUGGGUUUCGUCAAUGACCCCGUAUACUCUCCAGCAUGAUUAUGAAUUUCCGACCUGGAAGUAUCCCUCUCUCUGACACAAAAAUACUCAAAUGUCAGUCUGUGUGUUUGUCUAGUUAAUUGUAAAAAACAAAAUCUCAUUACACUUAAUAGAAGCCACAUUCACCUGACAAGUCUAGAUAAACAUUUUAUUUCAAGAGAUCCGCACACCAAGGAGCUCCCGUUAAAGGAUUUAUUGACAAAUGAGGUCCGUGUGCUCAUUGGUGUGCUGAUCUUCUUUUUAUUUUUUCCUGUUUUUGGAUCCAGCACCCACUCAGGGAUGUGCGUGUCUUUUUAAGACAUUAUACAUUUAAAAAAAAAAAAAAAGGCCUGAAUUGCUUGUAAAGAGUAAAAAAUAUCUGCCGCUGCAGCAUCAAAAUGUACUCGUUAAGUUUCUUUAAGAUCAAGAUCUCAUUUUUAGAGACUUCACAAGUACCCGUACUUGUCAGGUGAAUUUUUUUUUUUUUUUUUGUGUAAUGAGAGAUUUCUGACUGGAAAUUAACAAACACAUCUACUAAAGAUUUGAGUUUCUGCAGUGCUGUUCUGACUCAGUCCAAAGACAAACGGUGUUCACACCUGUUCUGAAACAUCACACCUGCAGGCUAGAAGAGACAGCUGUCACAGAGGAGGGACGAGGGCCCAUGUUCAAGAAGAAAUGAGGGUGCACACUGCUGCAAGAGGAGUUUAGGUCCUGGCUUUUAUCUCACCUGCAAGCGUGUCGUCUUCCCCGUGUUUGGUGGUGCUGAUCGUAGUCAGAAAGUUGCAGAAUUUGCCGGAUGCAACGGUGCAAUUCAGAUUUAAAUUUGAAGAGAGCGAAAGUGGGUUUCAUGCCUCGUUGAUGAACCAAUAAGCACUUAUUUUUCCACGAUGAGUGAUGAGAAAAAAGUGCAUCAGUCACACUUUUAGGAUGAGCAGAAAGCUUAUUAUCACAGAGGGGAAAAGUUGACCCUCUUUCUUACAGUGUAGUUUAAAAAAAGUGACCACCCCACAGCCAGUCGAUGCUAUUUUAAAAAAUCCAAGAUCUUCUCAGUGAACGAGAUCAUGUCAAGUUAAAAGAGACGAGGACUCUGCUAAAUCGCUUCACACAGCACACUUUAUGAAACGUUACUCCAGCAGCAGGACGGUGCCAAGAAAAGUGUCCAAGCAAUGAUCUCAUAAGAAAUCAUUCUGCAUUCACAGGAUUCACGCAGACGUGAAGGCGUCGAGCUUAACGUUGCGCUCCAACUCUUUUUCAUGGACAAACAUGAGCGAAGGAUACACCCAAGUGCAGCUCGUCUUCCACUCUGUAAAUAAUGUUCAAAUCCUCUCAUGGAUUCAUUUUCUAACAGGCAGCUCGAUGACAAAGCAACACGCAUUACUAACAACAGACACAGUACUUAUUUAUUGAAUUGAUAGCAGUUGAUUCUUCACACUCAAUACAUCUCCACCACAGCUCCCAGCCAGCCUUUUCAGUCAGACUGUUUAUUUUUAGUUUCCACUCAGUGCGAGCUCUACGUCUGCCUGAAUCAUGGUGAAUGCAGAAUCUCGGUCGUCUUUUAUCGCCCUGGUUUAUUUUUUAAAUUUUUUUUAUACAUUCUCUGUUAUAACUCAAGUGAAUACUCCUCCUUCAGUAGCACUGACACGGUAGCACACGAGGCGCUGAGCGUUGUGGUAGCAAGUUUAUAAACCGAUGCGUCUUCGAUUUGUUUUCUAUUUUCUCGUUGGACUCUUUUGAAGAGAAGUCUGAUUCUCUGAUUCUCGGCCUCGGCUCAGAUUUCCCCACCCAGCUGCAGACAGACGUUUUCUUACCUGGGCUACUUUUGACGUCGUUUUGUUCUGGAGAGACGUGAUUUCAACUGAACUUGUCGGUGUUGCCAGCUGCUGUACCUCAGGACCUUUUUUUUUUUUUGUUGUUGUUGUGCCUUUUUUGAUUGAGCAACACUGAAUCGGAUCUGCACCUGUUCCGGGUCCGGGUUUGAAGAGUUUAGGGUGUUUGCAGCUGGUUGCUUUUUGGAAGUUUGGGGGCUGUAGAGCAUUAUCAGCGUUAACUUUUUGCAAUAAGUCUCGUUAAGGUUUCUGCUUUAAUCGUUCACCUGGUUGCAGGAUUUGAGCCUUUUUAUUUUGUUGCACAGUAGCUUGAAGCUGUGAGGUCUCAUGGACGACCCUGAUGAGGGGAAACAUCAGUCAGUGGACACGUUUUCAUCCACCCUCAGAGUUACAGAAAAUGUUGUCACCCCUGUCGCCUGAUGUAUUUUACCGGUUAAAACUUAAGGAUUUGUUAUCGAUAUCAUGUCUGCAUUCAGUGCGGUGCUUUUGCAAGGAUGUGUUUGCUAACAUGGGCAUCAAGACCUCAGGAAGAAACAGCUAGCUUAGCUUUCUUUAAAAGUCAAAACACAAUGCAAACCAACCCGUUUGAAAUCUCUUGAUUCCACUUUGUUCGAAACAUAUAUUUGAAAAAGGUCAGUUUGACAUAAUUGGGAAGUUAUGUAGUGAAACUUUAAAUAAAACAAAGGGCCUUUUAAAAGGACGGUUUAAGGCCCCGUGUCCACCCAGCGUCUUUCCUGAGCUGAAAAGCACUUAGUAACACUUGCAUGAAGCGUUCGUGUGCUGAGAAGAAAAGCGCCGCAUGUCCCGUCGCUAUGACAACAGAUUGUUGAAAGCAGCCGCUGCAUGACCGACACAGCUCCGUUACUUUUUAUUUUUAAUUUUUUUUUAGAUUGUUUAUUUCCCCAUCAGGCGCGGAGCAAAGAGGAUGUUGAUACAGGACACGAUCAGUAGGCGGCUAAAAUACGGGGAAUAUCAAACAUUUUGAAAAGAGCGCCGGUGACGUCAACAGCACUUUCCUUAAAGUUGAACUUCCAGCGCUCGGAGCCGCAGCACAAAAACAGGCAAAACGAGACGCUGGGGCCCUUUUCUUAUUUCUCUCCAGGCGGCCGCUUUCUGCUGCAGACGCUCUCUACUCGUUGAAAACAACAGAAAUAAGACGCUUGCGCUCAGAGAAAAAAACCGCUAGGUGGACACCGGGUCUAAGGUCGGGUUAAACAAAGAAGAAUCGUGUUGAUCGUUCAGUUUUCAGUUUGUUUGGUGUAUUUUGCAGACGAGCUGUUCUCCCUUAGUCCAAGUCUUUUUGCUAAGCUAGGCUAACUACGUCCUGUUUUUAACUCUUCACGUACAGAUAUGAAGGCAGGAUCCGUUUUUACAUCAGACUCCCAAGACUGAACUUUUGAUUAAACACAUUUCUCUAAAUGUUUCUGUUCUCUUUCUGAGCUUUAAGAAAAGUUUCACUUUUGUAUGCCAGUUUUUUUCAGACUUGUGGGCGUGGCCUCAUCUUCCUGUCAUGUCUUAAGCUUUCUCUUUUGUUUUCAUCUGUCCUGAGGAGGAUUUCUAAUAUCAAGCUGCGGAUCGGACGAUUCUCCCAAAAACAGCAUUACUGUCGGUUUCAAGCUGCUAAGUUUGUCCUCAUCUUACGGUGCUUAAAGACUCUUACUGAUUUCUUUCUCACUCAGUUUGUCACUUCUUUUUUUUUCACUCACUGGUUUUUUUGCAUGAAUUUGCAGUUUUAUCUCAACUGCACCAUUUAAUGGUUUUAUUUGUUUUAAGUUUUUUUUUUUUAUGACAGAGUCUCUUAUGAAAAUGCUGCAUUGCACUCGUCCGGAUGUUCUCUGUGUAAAGAAUAUUCUUUGUACAGUUGAUGCAUUUUAAUUCAUUGAAACUUUUUUGUUUUUUUUGUUUUCUUAAUUGUUGGCGGUCGGCAGGCUACAAAGUGAACCGAGCUGCAGGUGGCAAUUCUGAAUUAAAACAAAAUGUGACUUGCUUCA